AACCCAUUGGUCAAUUAAAACUACAGUUUGUUUGGUGACCUCUCCAGCUUAAAGUAAAUUGUGUUUAACAACUCUGUUUUUUUACAGAUUAAUUUGAUUUUAGUAUUGUCCAUUUGGUUUAACCGUUAAUUAAUUAAAUACAAUGAUUCGUGAUCGUCUGACCAGAACAAUUGAUCAAAGUGCUAUUGAUCUUUUAAAGAAAGAGUUUUCAAAGAAAACUGCUGCUGAACCUGAUCUCUUUGAUCCUGUUGACCUCCAAAAGGUUGAGGAAGAUGACUGGUGGGCUUACCGUUUCUUGGCUGUCAAUUCACUUAACCAGGAUGCAGCUUUGGACAACAUGGUUCAAUCCAUGAAAUGGCGUAAAGAACAUAACUUCCAUUCCUUCAAGAUGAAUUAUUUUCCAGAUAUGUUUUUCCGAACUGGUGCUUUGUUUCAAUACGAGACUGAUAAACAGGGUAGACCAUCGUUAAUUUUACGAAUCAAGUUCGUCCGUAAAAUCAAAGACAUACAAAGUGCCAUUGAACAAUUUGUUGAUCACACUCUCUGGUCCAUAGAUGAAACUGCUAAUGGAAAUGGAUGGAUACUAAUAUUUGAUUUUAAAGAUGCUGGACUGCAAAAUGCUGAUUUUGAUCUUCUACAUUAUCUAAUUAACGCCUUAAAAAUACACUUUCCAUUUGGUGUUGAUUCUGUUCUUGUCGUAGACCUUCCAUGGAUUCUCAAAGCUUUCUGGAGUAUGGUUAAAACCUGGAUCCCUAAUGAAGGCGGUAAUUUAGUUCAAUUCAUGACAAGAAAGAAGCUCAAAGAGCAUUUCGAUGAAUCUAAUUUACCAGAUUUUCUCGAUGGUAAAUGUAAACGUCCUUAUCAAGGAGAUCGAGUGGUUCCUAAUGGUUCACCUGAUGUUUAUCAUUUUGGUUCCAAGGUUAUGAAUGUUCCUGAAAACAAAAUUGAAAGUAUUGUUAAAAUUUACGAAUCCAUCAUGGCUUGAAAUUGAAUCAAUUUCGCGAUUGUAAAUUCAUCCUAUUUUUAUCCAAUAUCUUCAUUUUUCCCUAUCAUGCUUUCAUUUUUCUCUCUCCCUUCCAAUAAUUAUUGCUUCAAAGAUGACCUUAUCAAGUUUAAUGAUGAUAAUCAUACUUGGUUAAAAACGUUGCAACAUUACCUGCAUUUAUAUGCCUAAAUAAUUUAUUAUCAACACUGAUCAUCGCAUUUUAAGUUACCAACAAACUGUUUCAAUAAGAUGUCCAUACACAACACCCAAGGAUCAAUUUUCAAUUUUAACCAACUGUCAAUCAUUGUCAUCAAAAUUGUACCUUUUUACCAAGCUUGUUAUCAUCCCUUUCCAAGCAUCCAUUUUUUACAUAAUAUUUAUAACUGUUUUCAGGUUUUACAAAGAGACUUGGAUUUUUAAAUGAAUUGUAAAACAACGCAAAUCCAUCUCUUGUUUUUUUAUAAAUGUAUCAAGUUUUAUGACACUCAAGUGAGAUUGUAUUGAGUAGAUGAUUAAAUGAAACAACUCAUUAAAUUGUCAAAGCACCAAAUUUAA
Molecule: messenger RNA, 1540 nt
Organism: Tetranychus urticae (two-spotted spider mite)
Lineage: Eukaryota; Metazoa; Arthropoda; Arachnida; Trombidiformes; Tetranychidae
Product: motile sperm domain-containing protein 2
Cellular component (GO): endoplasmic reticulum-endosome membrane contact site; endomembrane system
Source: RefSeq, a predicted model, not a curated record